Molecule: messenger RNA, 3017 nt
Organism: Somion occarium
Lineage: Eukaryota; Fungi; Basidiomycota; Agaricomycetes; Polyporales; Cerrenaceae
Source: the annotation of a GenBank genome assembly
AUAUACUUCUUAAACUUUACCAUAACAAGCUUCACCUGUAUUUUUCCAGUUAGCAUGCAAGAACACCUGACAGAAUCCCUAUCGUAGCGUGCAGCUCGGCCGUGACUAGGGCCUCGACUAUCUUCUUCCAACCACUCUGUACCGCUGUACACAAUGCGAAGGAGCACCUUUCGAAGGAGAUCUUGAACUCACAAACCUUUUUCGACACUAGUUUGGACCUUAAGUGUCCUUCGUAUGCCAGCUAUUGGCAACAAAUUACUUCCGGGCUUCACCGGGCGGGACUCAUUUGGAACACGUCGUAUCCUGGGGAGAGUUUCAUUCCUGGUAUGACGAAGUGGCACAAAACCUGUCCAGCUUGCGUUUCGCAGGGUCUAGAAUAUUAUAAGGUCACUUUGAAGACCGGCUCGCGCUCUACUUAUACUGCGAUAUCCAUUACUGGAUGAAUGACUACCUUAGCGGCAUAUCUCGCUUGCAAGGUUUUGCAUUGGCAUUUCUACGUUUCUAACAACACUUACGUAUGACUAUGGCGAAUACCAGCUGUAUCAGCUGAUAGCAUGCAGAUACCCAUCUGGUCCGGCGGUCACGAUGUAUCUGGCAAGCAGUCAAUCACAAACCAUUGUGAGUGGAGGUGCAUCUUGUUUUCACACACGAUCGCGAAUUUCCAACUCCCUUCAAAUUUCCAUUGAUGUACGGUACGUUUGACUGUCGUUGCGCCAAGCCAUGACUGUGAUACACGUCGAUCCUACAGUCUCUUCGGAUAUAUCCACAGCAUGAAGAUCUGCAACAGAUAAAUCUGGAUGACGACACGUACGCGUAUUGUAUCUGCUUCCGAGUCACCAUCGGCGUCUCUCCCAUCUUAAAUACCUUCCGCCACAUUUUGCCUAGGCCUGCAGGCCUCAGGUUUUUAUAGGAAAGACCCAUCGAAGCUUUUAAGCCAAGGAAUGGACCCUCAAUCGAUACACUCUACUCUAAACGCGUCUGAGAGUCUGAAACCUCACCCAGAGUACUACUUUCCUGACGGGAAUAUAGUCCUUUUGGCAGGAUCCUCCGCAUUCCGAGUCCAUUCAUUCAUCCUUGCUCGUCGGUCUGACCUAUUCCGCGAUCUUUUCGAUAUACCCCAACCCCAGGACGAUGAAUAUUCCUAUGACGGAUGUACAGUUGUUCAUCUUUCUGAUUCUGCCAAGGAGAUCGACUUCUUGCUGUUUAUGAUGUACGAUGGUGGGAGAAGUUAUUUCAGCGCUGCAUAUUCUCUUAGCUUCGCUCAAGUGGCUAUGAUGCUUCAUCUUGGGACUAAAUACCAGAUGGAGGACGUUCGUGAGGAGGCCAUCUCUCGCCUUUGGAGAUGUUAUCCAUCUCAUUUGCCGCAUUUCGACAAUGAAGUGACACGGAGGGACUCCAUCUACGAUGCACAUCCUUUCGAUGCUAUUCGGCUUGCACACAGGUUUGGCCUUGACUUCAUUUUGCCACCUGCAUAUUACCUUUGCACCCGAAUGGGCCUUGAUACCAUGGUGAAAGCCGCGCGUAAAGGAUGGUGGAAUUUCGAUGAUCUCCGAAUAUGCAUGAAGGCACGAAAGAAACUGAGAACAGCAGAAAUUGCGGCAAACCGGUCUUUCGCAUCAUAUCUAGAGAGCUGGUCUAACAUCGCUUGGCAGACGGUCUGUAUCAACCCUACUGUAUGCAACGAUACAAUGCGACUUUGCAUCAACAUUCUAAAGUGGUGCAAGUAUAACACCAAUCGCGGCCUUUUAGUCAAUGAUCUAAACUGGUGCUUAUACAUAGCAUCUCGUGCGCCGCUUUGUUACAGUUGUAUCGCAUUGUUCGGGCACGUUCAUGACGUGCAGCGGAGCAAGAUAUGGUCAGAGCUUGGGCAAUAUUGCAAUGUACCCAACUGGUCCUCAACAUCAAUAAUACGGAGAUGUGCCCUUGGAGACAGCAGAGAGACGAUUGUCUCUAAUGAUACCCCGCUCAGUAGGAGAUAACCACAUCACGCCAAACACACUAUUCCUAUACGUAUACCAAGUCUCAAGAUUCGUAAACACGAGUCUAGUUAUUACCAUAUAGGCAAGAUCGUCCUCGCUGCAAGAAUUUCGGAAACAUACCGGGAGCUUACUCAGUGUCAAUACUUCAAGGGCUUGCAGUGUUUUAGAGAUCUCGAGCUCAUCCCCCAUCUACCCGUCUUGUUAGUUCCUCGACUUCACUUAUCGCCACCGACAGCCAAACCCCGACGAUUUCAGGUGAGUUUGAUGCUGAAACCGAGAAAGAAUCGAUGACGACAUGGACAUGAAGCCAACACCCGUCAAUAUUACAAUGGAUUCAUCUGCACACAACCUGAGAUCGACUGCGCAAACAUCUCGUGCUGGUGCUAGAUCACCAUUGACAGCUGGAGGGCGCGCACAGAGUGAAAGUGGGAAUGCGCAGCACAAGGUGGAGCUGAAGAAACGAGAGGUAGAGGAGAAAGGCAAGCUGUCAGACGAGAAGGCGGAUCGCAUGCGUCGUCAACGCUUGGAAGAAUACAAUCGGUUGCAUAUUGAAGUCCAAGCAAGGAAGAAACGUUUCGAGGGGCCUCAGCAGGAGCAGUCUGGGAGUGGGAGGGCUACGCGAUGAGGAAAGGGGUCUUCAUCGGAAUUAGAGCUUGGAAAAUCGAGGUCGAAGCAUUUGUGUCUAGAAGUGGUGUAAUCCCAACGGAGGACAAACCAAAUGCAUACCCCUCUAUGUCGUCACGAUCAUAAUCCAGAUGUUCUGAGCUGAAUAAGAUCAGUCAAUGAUGAAUGAUACGAAGAGCUUAAAACUUACCGAGAUAUCUGCCUGUCGCAUAUAAACGGUUUGCAAAAGUGCACAUGUACUUACCGAGUUUAAUCAAGGCUCGACAGAUGAUGAAAAGAGGAUUUUACCAGCCAAGCUUUGAACCUAAUAUGCAUGAGAGUAUACAGUUAUCAGUUAUCUAAUACAUAUGUGUACUUAUGGGCGGGUGUCCAACACUCCUAACGAGUGCAGCCAGGGGUAAAGCGUCAUGUGUA